This is a messenger RNA of Triticum aestivum (bread wheat), 3386 nucleotides long. RefSeq names its product disease resistance protein RGA5-like. Gene Ontology annotation, molecular function: ADP binding. NCBI's taxonomy places the organism in Eukaryota, Viridiplantae, Streptophyta, Magnoliopsida, Poales, Poaceae. The transcript is spliced from 5 exons. The coding region runs from base 324 to 3131 and encodes 935 amino acids. Gene Ontology annotation, biological process: defense response to other organism. The record is from RefSeq and is a predicted model, not a curated record.
AAUCAGAUCAGACCCCCUUGCCUUCUCCCUCCACUGCCCACUGCUCGCCCUCGUCUCUCCUCUGCACGCGUCGCCCGGCGGAUCCGUCCUGCAAGGGUUCAGAUCCACCACGCGCACAAGAGGAAAUAACCAACUGUUUGUCGUCAGUGCGUUCAAGAAAAAUCCCAAGCGUGGUACAACUUCCCAAGUAAAAUCUAGGUUGCUGCUACCCAAGAAAAAUCUAGGAACCACAACAAGUUGUAGACUGACGGCACUGUCAGUGCUUCGGACAGCUUGAGGUCCACGCAGAAUUCAUUGGGCGAGCUCUCAGCUACCACACGACCAUGGAGUCGGCUCUCGUCAGCGUGGCGACCGGGGUCCUGAAACCGGUCCUCGAGAAGCUGGCCUCUCUGCUAGGCAACGAGUACAAGCGUUUCAAGGGAGUGCGCAAGGAGAUCAAGUCUCUCACUCAUGAGCUCGCCGCCAUGGAGGCUUUUCUCCUCAAGAUGUCCGAGGUGGAGGAUCCCGAUGCGCAGGAUAAAGUCUGGAUGAAUGAGGUGCGGGAGCUGUCCUACGACAUGGAGGAUGCCAUCGACGACUUCAUGCAAAGCGUCGGUGACAAAGAUGAAAAGCCAGAUGGCUUCAUUGAGAAGAUCAAGAACUCCCUAGGGAAGUUGGGGAAAAUGAAGGCCCGUCGUCAAAUUGCAAAUGAGAUCCAAGAGCUGAAGAAACUUACCAUUGAGGUGGGCAAGAGGAAUGAAAGGUACAAGACUCGUGAGGCCUUCUCCAACACCAACAAUACAACUUUUGACCCUAGAGCUCUUGCUAUAUUUGAGCAAGCCUCAAAACUUGUCGGAAUUGAUCAACCCAAGGCUGAGAUAAUGAAAUUACUCAAUGAAGAGGAUGGAAAUUUGUCGGCAAAACAACAACUGAAGUUGGUCUCCGUUGUUGGAUGUGGAGGAUCGGGCAAGACAACUCUUGCAAACCAAGUCUAUCAAGGGCUCAAAGAGGAAUUUGAGUGUAAGGCUUUCGUAUCAGUGUCGCGAAACCCAGACCUGAAAAAUAUCUUGAGAACCAUUCUCAGUGAAGUCAACGGUCAAGGUUAUGCUAGCACAAAAGCAGGAAGUAUACAACAACUCAUCAGCAAGAUCACCGAUGUUCUAGCACACAAAAGGUAUUUUGUUGUUGUUGACGAUAUAUGGGAUGUGGAUGCAUGGGAUGUUAUUAAGUGUGCAUUCCCCAUAACAUGUUCUGGCAGUAUAAUAAUCACCACUACUCGUAUAAAUGAUGUCGCAGAUUUAUGUCGGUCAUCAUGUAGUGGUUGUAUCUAUAAUAUGAGGCCACUUGAUGUGGUGCAUUCAAGGCAACUAUUUCACAAAAGAUUGUUCGAUUCCAAUGAAGAUUGCCCUUCAAACCUUCAAAAAGUUUUUGAUGAAAUUUUGAAGAAAUGCGGUGGCUUACCUUUGGUGAUCAUUGCCAUUUCUGGUUUGUUGUCUACCAUGGAAAUAACAGAACAUAUGUGGAAUCAGGUGAAUGAUUCAAUUGGUCGUGCACUUGAGAGGAAUCCUAGCGUGGAAGCAAUGAUAAAGAUAUUGUCACUUAGCUACUUUGAUCUUCCUCCCCAUCUGAAAACGUGUCUCUUGUAUUUGAGUAUAUUUCCAGAAGAUUCUGUUAUUGAGAAGAGAGCCUUAAUAUGGAGAUGGAUUGCUGAGGGAUUCAUUCAUAAAGAUGGCAGAUACACGGCGUACGAGUUAGGAGAAAGGUGUUUUAAUGAGCUCCUCAAUAGGAGUUUGAUCCAAGUUGCAUGGACAAAUGAAUAUGGUAAGGUGGAGAGUUGUCGAGUUCAUGACAUAAUUCUUGAUUUCAUCAUAUCGAAGUCCAUUGAAGAGAACUUUGUCACUUUAAUUGGUGUUCCGUAUAUAGUUGGCGGGACGCAAAGCAAAGUUCGUCGUCUCUCUCUCCAAGUUGAUGAUGAAGGAAAUUCUAUAAGAAAGACUGGCAUGGUAUUGUCUCAUGUCCGAUCACUCAAUGUGUUUGGGCAUUCGUUGGAAAUCCCUUCUCUCAAUGAGUUUGGGCACUUGCGUGUUUUGGAUGUUGAGCUUUGCCACCAAGUGGAAAACCACCAUAUUACAAAUAUUGGGAGAUUGUUUCAGUUAAGGCGCCUGAACCUGAGAUGGACAGAAGUAAGUGAGCUCCCAGAAGAAAUCGGCCAUCUACGUUGCUUAGAGAUGCUGGACAUAAGAGGUACCCUGGUACAAGAAUUACCAUCAACUAUUGUGAAUCUUGGAAGAUUGGUGGAUAUGCUUCAUGACAGUAGUGUUAAGUUCCCAAAUGGAAUUGAAAAGAUGCAAGCAUUGGAGAUAUUGGAAGAGGUCAAUGUCUAUAGGCAGCCAUUUAACUUCCCGCAAGAACUUGGACAGCUACAGAACCUGAGGAAGCUGGCCCUCAAUUUUGAAGGUGAUUCCAUAUAUGUACAUAGAGUUAAACAGGGAAAGAAAGAGUGCACUAAUAAAGCUAUUGCUUCUGCUCUGGGCAAUCUAGGCACUCAGAACAUCCGUUCUCUAAGUACUAUUUGUGGGGGGCGCUUCUUACGACAGGGACCAUUGUGCCCUGUUCCUCUUAGCCUCCAGGAAUUCAUCAUGACCAAGGGCUCACAUGUGGAGCAGGUUCCGGAAUGGGUGAGUUCCCUUGUAAACCUCCAGCUGUUGCGCCUACAGGUGAAGAAAUUCACGCAGAAAGAUUUGCGGGUCCUUGGUAACUUACCGGCCUUGCUCAUUCUUGAGGUGACCGGACUGGGGAAGUACAGCCGUACAACCUUCACAGUGAGCCAAAAAGUUGGGUUCCAAUGCUUGAGAAAGUUCUCUUUGGAAUCAUGUAAAUGGAUGGUGUUUGAAGCAGGAUCCAUGCCUAAGCUAGAAAAACUCGAAAUUGGAAUUUGUUUCUACAGCUCAUCCGAUUCUAGCAUUGCUAGUGGUAGUGGUGGAAGUGCUUUCGAUUUCGGAAUGGAAAACAUCCCAUCCCUUAUUACUCUCAAAUUUGCAAUAUAUGGCUGGCAUGAUAGCACUCUGGCGGCUGCACAGGCUGCUAUGGAGAGAGCUGCCGGUAAACAUCCCAACCGCCCUACUCUAAUCUUUCAGAAAAUCAGCAGCUAGCAGCCUUGAGCUCAAGCUAGAAAGAUCAUCUAUGUGAUGCCAGGAUGGGACUAAUUGUUGAACUAUUAGCUCCCCACCUCUUUGAGGAGACAAUGCAUUUGUACACAGGUUCAGCCAUCUGAUUCAGUUUGACAGCAAGCAGUACUGUACUUAGUAGCAAUAGAAUUUUGAACUACAAGCACUGCUACGAAAUCCCUCAUUUGCUUGCUGGCAACAGGAGAAUUGAUGUUACUUAUGCUGCUGCUGCUGCUACUC